GGGAUUAAACGGGGAAUAACUCUUGCCGGAAACUACGUAAUCAAUAUAAACAUGGCAGAAGACGAAAAAUCGCCGUUACUGCAGUCUGCUGAUGAAGAUGAAGGCCCUCGACUUAGGCACCACCAUACCUUCCCCACAAUACACAGAAGCUUGGAUCUAAGCCCAGACUCGCCCCCUGAGGCGGAUCACAUCGUGUGUGUCUUCGUAGUCACGUUUGACACGCGUUCAGGAAACAUGAUAGAAUGGUGCGCUCCUGAUGACUUUGAGUUGGAUGGGGUGGAGUUUAAAGCUAUGGUCAGUGGAUCUCACACACAGCAGAAAGAUUUUGUAUAUUUCAGGAAGGAACGGCUAUAUGGUCUGGCCUGUUAUGAGAAGAUGUCUGUUGAGAGUGAGAUAGAGCGAGGGGCAAGGAUGAAAUCUGUCGGGAUUCUGUCCACAUCCUACACACUGCUUUACAGACACAUACAAUUCUUAGAGGCACAAGUCAGACACCAGCUGGAACUACCAGGGGUCUACUCACAGCUUCAGGCCUUCUACAAUGAUAAGAAAGGAGUGCUUCCAGACUCAGCUAGUUCUCUUGUAGUGAGCCCAGCCUCCACCCCUUCCACCCCCAGCAGUCUGCUGCCUGAAAUGAAGAUAACCCACCCUGCUGGCUGCUUCUCUCAGUUCAUUAAGUUCUUUGGUGCAAACAUCUUCACCUUGUGGAAGCUUGUUCUUUUGCAGAAGAGGAUACUCUUUUUCUCCCCACCCCCAAUAGGCGUGGUCUGUUACAAAGUGUACUGUGCAUGUUGUCUGGGGAAUCAUGAAGUAGGAAAACUGGGACACGAGGUGCAACCCCAUUUCUAUGUUAAUGUGGCUGAUAUAGAGACCUUGGAAUCAGAAGUGGCUUACAUAGCAUGUACGACGGAGAAGAUUUUUGAGAGUAAGACCUCCUUACACGAUGUGUAUGUGGAUAACCAGCUGAUCACAGCCCACACUCCUGUUCUAAAAGAUCUGCUGAAACUUAGCGACGCCGAUAAGGACAAGUACAACAAACUCCUCAAUCAAAGGUCUGCUAAUCAAUUUUCGUAUGAGGGAAUGGGAGAAGAUGCCAUCGAUGAAGAGGAGUUAGUGACGUCAUUUUUCACUCAGCAGAACAAUGACUUGUUCAGCACACUGCUCGAUGUGGCCCACUCACAUGACCGUCAGCUGACCUCUGACCACAUGCGCAGCAUGGGCCUUGACCCCCAGGGGGAUCGCACCUUCCUGAUGGAACUAGUAGAGCAUUAUGGGAUAGAUGUUGUACUCAUGGUAGACAAUCCUUGUUGUCCGAAGUGAAUCAGUAGUGUUAUUUUGGCUACUUGGCCUCUUCAUCAACGGUAGGAGUUGUCUACGAACCUGUACUGUUGUCAUUUUAUUAAAUCAUAAAUCUAAGAUCAGAUCAGUUGUAGCAUUCCAAUCCAUUAUGAUUAAUGUUUUGUGACCAAUGUUUGUCUGUGAUACCAUGUAGUUUGAAUGACAGAAAUUUGGCAUUUAUGACCAAUGUUCACAAACAAUGAAUGGCUAUGCUCUGCUCAAUAGAAGGAAACCAUGGUGUUUCAAUAUACACUCAGUGUAAAAAGUGUUUGAAAAUACACAAUACCCAUAUAUUGAACUUGGUCAAGCAAUUUAAUGUGUACAAAAAAUACAGUAUUUCUAGAAUCAUCAGUUAUUACAAUGUUUCCCAUUGGUUAUCAAUAAAGUAUUUUAUUGUACUGGGAGGUAGCUUUCUAUUAAGUAAAUAUUUGUAACAGUCCGUGUGAUAAUUUUAAAAUGUUAAUGGAAGUGAAUAAACCACAAAAUACUCACACUGAAUGGUCAACAGUCAAAAUUAAACCAAUCAUGGUUUUAGUCAAUACAAACUGAUGUUACUUUAAAGAAAUUGUAUAACUCUGACACUUUAUGAUACAAGCCUGGUACUCUAGCUGGUACCCUAAUUAAAUGAUGUCAGAACAAGCUUUGUCGCUAUUCUUUAUGCUAAAUACAAAUACAAAUAAAUUACAUUCAUUGUAUUUGUAUGAACUUUUGGGUGGGGAUACAGGGUCAGGGCUGCAAGAAAAUUUUUAUAAAUUAAUGAUAACCUUCAUUGAAAAACCUCUGACAGAACACAAAAAUAUAUGUUUUAAAAUUUAAUAUACAUUACCUUAAUUUAUAGAUAUUUUAUCCAUGGUUGAAAGUUAUUUUAAGUAGGAUAUGACCUUAAAAAAUCAUCUACCGGGCAUUUCUUUCUUUAAUGAUGAAUACUAGUAUUAAAAAUAAUGCUUGAAGAUUAAAGUUAAUGAAUUUAAAAGUAUUGUUAUAAAUAUGCUACAGUGUAGUAUAUUGAAAAUAGUAAACUUCAUAUAAAUUGAUUUGAUGCUAUUUUCUGAAGUUAAGAUAUACAUGUAUAUGUAUAUGUAAAGUACAUGAACUUGUAUAUGUCAGCUAAGGUUGUACGUGUACUUGUGUUUUGUAAUUCAUAAAAAUAGCAUAGGAGAAAUACUGAUUCUAUUUAUUUGAUGUUGAACACUUUCGUUCGAAAGUUAUUUUAUACACUUUUAAUUUUUUUUUUCAUUCUCUUUUCUUUUUGUUAUUUAUAAUCGUUUAUCUUGGUGCAUAUAAUUCCCAAAUGAAUAUUUGCAUACAUGGUACAGUGUUGAAGGUCUUUCUGUAGUAAUGGUUUUUAUGACAAUUUUGCGAUUUUUUCUCCACGUCUACUGCUUGUAAAAUGACUUGUUGCUUUGAUACACAAGAAUGAUGUCUUCCCAUGGCUUAAAAGAGAGGAAUUGGUUUAUACAAUACUAUUGUGUUAAUAUGUGAUAUAAUGUAUUUGCUGAUGUAUCCAUGUACAUUGAUAUCCUUUGUUCACAAUUAUUAAAACAAAAUUUAUGAACAAAACUUGACACUUAAAUGUAACAUUUUAUAAUGCACAACACCUUUAUUAUGGAUGUAAUAUUAUUUAUAUUAUUUAGAUUAAUGUUGUUUUUAACCUGCUAGUACAUGUGUAUUAAUUUGAUAAAACCAAAAGUGUUAAACACAAAUAAUGCAGCAUGUUCAUGCAUUGUUGAUUCACUGCAUGAACAAAUACAGACACAAAGUUUAAUUUAGCCCAGAAAGUGACUUUUACAUGAAUUGGAAAUUUAUUUUGAAAAUGCUUGUAUUUUUUUGCUUUAUAUUUUUAUGUAUUCUAGCUAUCAUCCUAUUUUUAAAAUUUUGUCUCUAUUUUUGGGUGCUAUUGGCAAACUUUUCUUUAAACAAUUUUGCAGAAUAUUGAACUAAAUUUGCUGAUUCAAAAAUGUAAUUUUAAAGAAAUUAACUUUUUUUUAUCCUCAUUCCCCUUAAAAAAAAAACCAGUACAUGUAUAACAUUGAGAAAACAUUCAACCACACAAAAUGUGUUAACUUCACAUGGCAAGCUUGAGGAGAAAAUGUCCCCCAUAUUUUACCUUCAUGCUGACACAACACAAUACCAGGCUCAGAUAUCCGAAAUAAUAUUUUUUUUUUCCAAUGUAGAUGUAGAUAAUAAUGUAUAUAAAAAUUUAAAAAGAAAUAAAGAAACAUGUCAGUAAUUUGUUUAUGCACAAAUGGAAAAUUUAUUGCAAAUCUACAUGUUCUUUCUUUAAAAGUUAGAAUAAAAGUAAUACGCUAUUUAUCAAGGCAAUUUCUGAUUUUUUUUUACUCUGCCUUUCCAUGUGUGUAUUCAGUGUUCUUUACAAAUUUUUUCAUGUAUUUUUACUUAAUUGUAAAUGUUAAAGCCAAAAUUUGUUUUGUACCUUAUUUUCUGAAAUAUAUUUAAAAUCUACUCCAUUUAAUGUAGUUCUAGCAGCUAUAAACCCUGCUGUAAGUAAAGGUUAUCAUUUCUUGGAAAAUGAUGUAUUAGCCUAUCAUGUUUGAGAUUAAAUUCAUUUGGUUCUCCAUAGUUUUAACAUAUUACAUGUAUCAUGUUUGAGAUUGUGUUCAUUUCUACAUAUGGUUAGUUUAACAAUAUACACGCAUUUGAUUAAGAGCCUGCAGACUAUUACUACUAAUAGAUUUAAUCUAAUUAAGUUUCAAGUAGACUAAAGGUUUCAUAAUGAUUUGUAUCACUUUUAAAAAUGCCUUUAAAAAUCAUGUAAUGUAAAAGUUGCUAAAGCAAUAUGACUGGUUACAAGUAUGUGUUAAAAACAAAAGAAGGAAAAUGAAGAUACAUGUUAUAACAUCCCUUGUUUUUCUUUUAACCCUAUGCUUAACAAGUUAAGACUAGCCAAAUCUUGUUUACUUCAUAUGUGCAAUACUGCUUUGUUUAUAAAAUAUCAUCUUGUUACAAAAUAAAAUCUUGAACAUGGAA
Magallana angulata is the source of this 4323-nucleotide messenger RNA. Its product is annotated as DENN domain-containing protein 11-like. NCBI's taxonomy places the organism in Eukaryota, Metazoa, Mollusca, Bivalvia, Ostreida, Ostreidae. Gene Ontology annotation, cellular component: cytoplasm. The coding region runs from base 52 to 1317 and encodes 421 amino acids. The transcript is spliced from 9 exons. The record is from RefSeq and is a predicted model, not a curated record.